CGAAAGAUGCCUUCUCACAGAAGUUGACAGAGAUGGGAUCGCUAUGGGUACUUCAAACACAUAUCACAUGCAGCUCGACACUGCCGCGGGACGAAGCAUGCCAUCUAUCAACGAGUACUGGCCUCGUGGACCUACUCAAAGAAGACUGGUGGGAUUUUCUAGUGGUCUGAUGGCGAAGCGCCACCAGAGCCACUUGUCCGCCUCAUUCCGCUGUAACUCGCGAUUCUCACCUGAUUUGCGUGCGACCACUCACGAUCGAGGUUGGCAACAGCGUCAUGAACGAAACCACGAGCUCCAUUGGCAUCCUGCAUGCCAGGCCUCGAUAUACAAUAGCCGAAUCAUCCAACAAGCCUAGGACUGUUCACAAGUUAUAGUCCCAAGAUAAGUGACUGAAGUUCUUUGUGAGCUGUCGAUACUAAUCUUAACUUUCGAAUUACACAACCAUAAUGAAAGAGUCACCAGUAUUCGUGCGCAAAUUUGAGUAUCUGAGACGACAGGAUGUUGCUUCCGUUGGCGGAAAGAAUUCGUCUCUUGGAGAGAUGAUCAGCACAUUGGCCGGGAGAGGAAUUACAGUGCCAUCUGGCUUCGCAACGACUGCGGACACAUACUGGUACUAUCUCGAGGCUAAUCAAAUCCGAGACAAGGUUGGUAAGCUGAUUGCGGACUGGCAAUCUGGAAAAGCAAGCCUGCCGGAAGCUGGAAAAGAAAUUCGAAAUCAGUUCCUCCGAGGCGACUGGCCAAAAGACGCCGCUGAUGCCAUCAAAUCGGCGUACCGUGAACUCUCCGAGACAGCCAAAGCCAAAGACCUCAGUGUAGCUGUUCGCUCGAGUGCGACCGCGGAAGAUCUACCGGAUGCAAGUUUUGCUGGCCAGCAAGAGACAUUUCUCAACAUCAGGGGCGAGCAGGCCUUGCUAAACGCAUGUCGACGGUGCUAUGCCUCCUUGUUCACAGAUCGAGCCAUCAGCUACCGCCAAACCAGGGGCUUCGACCACAUGAAGGUAGCCCUUUCGAUCGGAGUGCAACAAAUGGUUCGAUCUGAUCGAGGUGGUUCCGGUGUCAUGUUUUCCAUAGACACUGAGAGUGGCUUCAACAAGAUCGUGCUCAUAAACGCUGCGUGGGGCCUUGGCGAGAAUGUUGUACAAGGUGCCGUCGAUCCAGAUGAGUACCAGGUUUUCAAGCCACUCCUAACCAGCCCCGACUGUGUUCCCAUCGUUGAGAAAAAGCGGGGCGAGAAAGAUAUCAAGAUGAUAUAUGGCGAUGAGCAUAUGCCGGUUCGUAACGUGCCUACUUCAAAGCAUGAACGAGCAUCGUUUGUGCUCAAUGAUGUUGAAAUCCUCCAACUGGCCCGCUGGGCAGUCAUAAUUGAGCAACACUAUGGCUGUGCGAUGGAUAUUGAGUGGGCCAAAGAUGGCUGCACGGAUCAGUUAUUUGUAGUCCAGGCACGACCAGAGACAGUGCAGGCGCGACGAGAAGCUGGCGUCUUCAAGACAUACAAGGUGGGAAAGAAAGGACGGGUGCUGAUUUCAGGGCUGUCGGUUGGUGAGGCAGCAGUUUCGGGCCGCCUCUGUCUCAUUGAGAGUGCAAAGGACAUUGACAAGUUCAUUGAUGGAUCAAUUCUGGUGACCGAAACUACCGAUCCAGAUUGGGUGCCUAUAAUGAAGCGCGCGGCUGCAAUCAUCACCGACCAUGGAGGCCGUACCUCCCAUGCUGCUAUUGUGAGUCGUGAGCUCGGAGUUCCUGCCGUCGUUGGCGCACGCAAUGCGACAUAUCUUCUCCAUACCGGCCAAGACGCAACUGUCUCCUGCGCCGAGGGAGAUGAAGGCUUUGUCUACGAAGGCAAGGCUGAGAUCACGACAAAAGAACUCGACGUUGCGAGUAUUUCCUCGACUCGAACGAAGAUCAUGUUGAAUCUUGCAAACCCUGCUGCCGCCUACCGAUGGUGGCGGCUGCCGGCGGACGGAAUUGGCCUUGCACGCAUGGAAUUCGUCAUCAGCAAUCAUAUACAAGUACACCCCAUGGCACUUGUUCGCUUUGACCGACUCAAAGAUGAAGAGGCCGUAAAGAAAAUCACCAGCCUCACCCAAGGCUAUCCUGAUAAACCCGAGUAUUUCGUAGACAAACUUGCACGUGGACUUGCUUGUCUCUGUGCUGCUGUCUAUCCCAAGCCUGCAAUUAUACGUUUGAGCGAUUUCAAAACGAAUGAGUACGCCAAUCUCAUCGGAGGAGCAGAGUUCGAACCGAAAGAAGAGAACCCAAUGUUAGGUUUUCGCGGCGCUUCCAGGUACUAUUCACCACGAUACAAAGAGGGAUUUGCUCUCGAAUGUAAAGCUCUCAAGCGACUUCGAGAAGACAUGGGUUUCACUAAUGCCGUCGUCAUGGUCCCUUUCUGCCGUACAGUCGGCGAGGCCGCGAAGGUUCUACAGGUCAUGGCCGAUCACGGGCUGAAGCGAGGCGAGAACGGGUUACAAGUCUACGUGAUGUGCGAAAUUCCAUCGAACGUUAUCAUGGCUGGGGAAUUCACCAAAUACUUUGACGGUUUCAGCAUUGGCUCCAACGACUUGACACAGCUGACACUGGGAGUCGACCGCGAUUCUUCCGAGCUCGCAGAUCUUUUCGACGAACAAGACAAGGCCGUCAAGUGGAUGAUUUCAACCGUCAUAGCCGAGUCUAACAAAGCUGGCCGAAAGAUCGGGCUUUGCGGGCAAGCUCCCAGUAACCACCCUGAAUUCGCAGCUUUCCUCGUUGGUUGCGGCAUUACUUCUAUCUCGGUUAGCCCUGACAGCUUCUUGGAAGUUAAGAAACAUGUCUUUUCAAGUGAGAACGGAAAGGCCAUCUAAUUAUUGAGCCUUUAAUGCUAUUAAAAUAGUUAGUAUAGUAAUUGGAGCACACCGCAUGUUAUGAUUCAAAA
Exophiala oligosperma is the source of this 2908-nucleotide messenger RNA. RefSeq names its product phosphoenolpyruvate synthase. Gene Ontology annotation, molecular function: ATP binding; pyruvate, water dikinase activity. Gene Ontology annotation, biological process: pyruvate metabolic process; phosphorylation. The record is from RefSeq and is a predicted model, not a curated record. Bases 447 to 2837 code for a protein of 796 amino acids. Lineage: Eukaryota; Fungi; Ascomycota; Eurotiomycetes; Chaetothyriales; Herpotrichiellaceae. The transcript is spliced from 2 exons.